This is a messenger RNA of Exophiala xenobiotica, 2731 nucleotides long. Its product is annotated as phosphate:H+ symporter. Gene Ontology annotation, cellular component: membrane. Gene Ontology annotation, biological process: transmembrane transport. Bases 560 to 2236 code for a protein of 558 amino acids. Gene Ontology annotation, molecular function: transmembrane transporter activity. NCBI's taxonomy places the organism in Eukaryota, Fungi, Ascomycota, Eurotiomycetes, Chaetothyriales, Herpotrichiellaceae. The record is from RefSeq and is a predicted model, not a curated record. The transcript is spliced from 7 exons.
GGCCAGAGUUAUCCGGAAAGAGAUGCCAACCCUGCCCGGUUGGUUGAUUCAGAUGAAUCGGACUUUGCAAGUGCUCUGACCCUUGCCAUCGGAGAAUUUGCGACUUUUCAACCUCAACUAGUCGCACGGAGCUUUUCUAUAUUCAUGAGAUUAAAAGUCAGACCACAGAAUUUGGAGGUCGAGAGAUUUUGGAUCUCCUUCAAUCAAUUCAGUUUUCUACAACACGUUCCUCGAUGCUGUCUUUGUUGUUGACUACGAGUCUCGACGACUUGCAGAGAUUUCGCGCGUUUUGGGGUUUAUGGAACAGAUCCAUGUGUCACGGUAUACAACGCGUGGCGACGGAGAUGCACAAUGGUUGCAGCUGCACGUACUAUAUGUACCACCACCCCUCUUCAGAGGACAAAUGAUUGAAAAUCCUGGAUGAGUUCAACGGGCGACGAAUACGAUUUUUGGGCCCAAUUGAUUCCAUUUAUGAUACAGAGUUGGCCCAUCUAUAACUUCCAAUAAAUAUCACAACUGCAUCUGAAAGCUUUCUUGACCACCUUUUGCACGGUCAACUAUGAGGUGGGAAGAUGAUGGCUAUGCGCGCAGAGACGAUGAUGGUUCACGGGUGACGUUUGAAGAGUAUCAAAAAAAGUCCUCUGAGACUGCCAAUGGUAAGAAGAAUAGGUGGAACUUGACCAACGGAGAUCUAAAACUAUUUGCUAUCACCGGGGUCGGCUUCUUCCUUGAUUCUUACGACCUGUUCAUCAUUAACCUAGUGACGCCAGUAUGGCUCUAUGAAUACUGGGGAGGGCUGGACGGCCGUAAGCCUCAUUAUCCGCCCCUCCUACGAGGUCUUGUCAAUGCAGGCUCCAACAUUGGCAACAUCAUCGGACAGCUCUCAUUCGGCUUCCUCGGAGACGUCUUUGGUCGAAAGUUUGUCUAUGGUAAAGAACUAAUCGUGGUGAUAAUUGGCACGAUACUUACCAUCAGUCUCCCCAACGAUAUUCCAACCCCAACCUUGAAGAUGAUCUAUCUCUUCUGUUUCCGAAUCCUGAUGGGAGUUGGUAUCGGAGGGGAUUACCCCAUGUCCGCAGCGAUCGUGUCAGAGAGGUCUCUGCUUCUCAAGCGUGGCCAGUUGUUGGCAUGGAUCUUUUCAAAUCAAGGUUGGGGCACUCUCGCAGGUUCUGUUGCGACGGUCAUCAUUCUUGCAUCCUUCAGUCACGCCUUGAGCGCAGAAGGACAUUACGGUCAACUGGACGCUGUAUGGCGAAUCCAGAUGGGCCUAGGGCUCGUCCCAGCCCUUGCUACGAUCUACUUCCGCCUUACCAUGCCCGAGGGUAGGAAAUACUUACAAUCUCGAGAAUUGAAUGGCUCGGGCUCGCCGAAGUCUGGUGUGAGCAAGGACGGAGCCUCCUCGGAAUCUGGUCAGGAACCGCAAUCAGAGUCACUGCGCAGUACUGUUCGUUCAACCGGGACCGCUUCUUCUGUCGAUCCAACCACUUCGGCGCUUGAGAAGAAGCUCGCUGCCAGUGCUUCAAGCUUCGACAAGUAUAAGCCGUUCUUCGUUUACUUCAGCAAAUGGAAGCAUCUCAGUGUACUCUUGGGAACGACCACGACUUGGUUCCUGCUCGACGUUGCCUUCUAUGGCACGAAUCUGAACCAGUCAGUCCUCCUCAGUGAGAUCGGUUUCUCUACCGGCAAAACCGAGUACGAUGUUCUAAUGAAGAAUGCGUGCGGAAAUCUCAUUAUUGCUGUCGCCGGGUACGUUCCGGGAUACUUCUUCACAGUAUACUUUGUCGAGAGACUCGGUAGACGUUGGAUACAGAUACAAGGAUUCCUAAUCGUUGCCUUGAUGUUUGCCGUCAUAGCGGGCGACUAUGAUCAUCUUGGAACUGGAGGGAAAUUUGUCUGCUUUGCUAUUGCCCAGUUCUUCUUCAAUUUCGGUCCCAACGCCACUACAUUCAUUAUCCCUGCUGAAGUCUUCCCUUCACGAGUACGAGGGCUGGCGCAUGGUACCAGUGCUGCCGUGGGUAAAUUGGGUGCCAUCCUGUCCGCACUACUAUUCAAUUACCUCAGUGGCGACAACAUCAUCGGUCUUGCGAAUGUAAUGUGGAUUUUCUUUGCUUGCAAUAUCUUGGGCGCCAUCAUUACUUUCUUUCUGAUACCCGAGACCAAAGGCAAGGAUGCGGAUGUGGUGGACUUUGAAGAGUGGCAGGAGAACCAAGCCAGACUGAACCCUGAGAAAGUCUAAAAAGUAACGCGACCAAUUUGUACCCCUUAACCAUUUGGUUCAUUACGGAACAAGGUGACUAUCUCGACCCUUGGUGAGUGAUGUAUUGCUGGAACGUGAGCUACUAGUACUUGAAGGGGCUAUUGUAACCGAGUCGGGAGGCCGACGACGGGCGUAAAGGCGCAAUAGCUGUGUUAUCUGAGGUUUCUGAUCAGGAGAUUGUGUGAAGAAAUGCAUUGUCCUUCCAGUGGAACAAGGAAGAGGUCCAAAAGUGAAAUCGAACAUCUAGCUUCUGUCUUGUUGGGUCAGAACAUUCAUGGAUAUAAUCUUUCAGACUGGAUGUUAAGUUUGAGAUAGAAUAAAGAAUCUUAAUGGAAGAGGAUAUGUAUAUGAACAUUUUGGAUCAGAAGGCAAGCACUGGGGUUGAUGAGAAUUCAGAAUGAGGCUCCGAGUGUGCAUUCAGAUAAGAUGGAUACACCGAUUAGCAAAAUACCUGUCUUGGCAAGGGGAUCGAUA